AUGGAAAACACCAGAACAAGCCCCUUCCAGCAUUACACUCUAUAUCAGAAGAUGGCAGAGCUUACGGUCCUCUAUGAGAAGCAAGGCUAUCUAACCAGCAUUCCUAUACUCAGCUCCAAGGAGCUGCAGCAGGCUAGAGAUGCCUUCACCAAACUGGAGAGGAAAUUUGGAGAGCACUACACCUCUUAUAACCUGCAUAAUGUUCAUAUGGAAUAUGACUGGGUCAGGGCACUAACCAAACAUCCCAAAGUCCUAGAAGUGAUUACAACUGUCCUGGGUCCUGAUAUCCUCCUGCUGGAUUCCCAGUUCAUCUGCAAAUACCCGGUGUCAAAACUUGGUUUGCCCCACAGUCAAAACAACAAAAACAUGAUUCUUUACAGCCAAAGGAGGGACAAAUUCGAGCCUGAUCAGAAAAUGUCAAGGGCCUGGCAUCAAGACAUAAAGUAUUGGGCAUUCGAUGGAGGGCCAAUUGGGUCUGUCUGGCCUGCCUUGGAUGACUCUCUUGAGGACAAUAGUGCCCUGCAGGUCAUUCCAGGAACUCACUUCUCUGGCCUUCUGCCACAUCGGCAAGCCGAGUGUGCUGGUAACAUGCUUUCUGUCAAUUAAGAGAUUCCAGAGGAGCUGGUGCAGAAAGAGAAGGCUGUGCUCUGCCCCCUACUGGCUGGGCAGAUGUCUAUCCAUGAUAGACUUUUGGUUCACACUAGUGAUCCCAACAUGUCAGAUAGGAGGCACUGUAGCUUUGUGAUUUGCUAUGUUCCCACUGCAGCAUUUUCCAUUCAGGAUCCUGAAUGACCCAGCAGUUUCCCUGCUAUUGUCCUGGUUAGUGGAGAUGACAAGUACAACCAUUUCUCCAUCAAAAGUCCAAAAAUGUGAAUGAAUGAAUUGCUCAUAAUUACUAUUUAGUACAUAUUGAUCAUAUAUGUGAAAUUAAUGAGCUAUUUAAAUAUUUAAGCCUUAAAUAUUUAAAACCUUUACUGAUGGAAAUUGAUGAAAACUAGUUGUUUACAGAUGUGUGGAUAAAUCAUUUAUGUUGUUCCUAUGUGCUUUACUGGAU
Messenger RNA from Electrophorus electricus (electric eel), 1054 nucleotides. Its product is annotated as putative alpha-ketoglutarate-dependent hypophosphite dioxygenase. Lineage: Eukaryota; Metazoa; Chordata; Actinopteri; Gymnotiformes; Gymnotidae. The record is from RefSeq and is a predicted model, not a curated record.